Monoraphidium neglectum is the source of this 318-nucleotide messenger RNA. RefSeq lists its product as hypothetical. The annotation marks the transcript as partial. The transcript has a single exon. The record is from RefSeq and is a predicted model, not a curated record. NCBI's taxonomy places the organism in Eukaryota, Viridiplantae, Chlorophyta, Chlorophyceae, Sphaeropleales, Selenastraceae.
GUGCACCGCGCCCACCUGCGCGGCCCCGACGGCUCGCUGCGCCCCGUGGCUGUGAAGGUCCGCCACCCCAGGGUCGCCGAGCGCAUAUCCCAGGACUUCCGCCUGCUCGCCCUCCUCGCCGCCGCCGCGGGCCGCGUGCGGGCGCUGCGCGGGCUCAGCCUGCGGCAGAGCGUGUCGCAGUUCACGGCGACGAUGACGGCGCAGUGCGACCUGCGGGUGGAGGCGGUGCACGCGCUGCGCUUCGCGGUGAACUUCUCGGGUGAGAAUGGCGAGAGCGGGGGGGGGGGGCGGUGGCGUGAAGCUGCUUGCGGCCUCUGA